Molecule: messenger RNA, 1429 nt
Organism: Sardina pilchardus (European sardine)
Lineage: Eukaryota; Metazoa; Chordata; Actinopteri; Clupeiformes; Clupeidae
Product: oligodendrocyte-myelin glycoprotein-like
Exons: 2
Coding region: 52-1422 (456 amino acids)
Biological process (GO): neuron projection regeneration
Molecular function (GO): protein binding
Source: RefSeq, a predicted model, not a curated record
GAGGAGAGGAGAAAGAGAGAACGUGAGAGGACAAGGAGGAAAUGGUGUGAAAUGGUGACCAGAGGAAGGUGUGUCCUGAUGGUGCCACCCUGGUGUUUCUCUGUGGCCGUGCUGCUGCUGCCCGUGCUGGCCUGGCGUGCGCUGGCGUCGUGUCCGGCGCUGUGCUCCUGCAGCGAGAGCCACCGCGAGGUGGACUGCUCCUGGCGCGGCCUGCGCCUCCUGCCCGGCGGCCUGCAGCCCAACGUCCACUCCCUCAACCUCUCGCACAACCGGCUGAGCGACCUGGGCCGCGCGCUCGGCCCCUUCACCCACCUGCGCUCGCUGGACGUCUCGCACAACCGCCUGAGCCGGCUGCCCUCGGCGCUGCCCCGCUCCCUCUGGGAGCUCCGGGCGUCCGGCAACCGGCUGCGCCUGCUCCCCAAGAACGACACGGCGUACCACUGGAACCUGCGUCUGCUGGACCUGUCCGCCAACAAGCUGGAGCGCGUGGUCUUCAUCAACAACACCAUGCCCGCGCUGACCGCGCUGGACCUCAGCCGCAACCGCUUCUGGACCGUGCCCACCAACAUCCCGCGGCGGGCGGAGACGGUGGACCUGUCGCACAACACGCUGGUGCAGGUGCUGCCCGGCUCGCUGGACCAGCUGACGCACCUGCGCCGCCUCUACCUGCACGCCAACCGCUUCUCGGCGGUGGGCGAGGGCGCGUUCGAGCGGCUGGCGUCGCUGCGGCUGGUGACGCUGGGCGAGAACCCGUGGGCGUGCGACGAGCCGCGCAACAUCAGCUACCUGCUGUCCUGGCUGCGCCGGACCCACGCCAGCGUGCUGGGCUGCCCGUGCCACACCUGGCACACCUGCGGCGAGACGCACCUGGCCACCACCCGCGGCUGGCACUACGCCUCCUACACGCCCGCUCCCUACACGCCGGGCAUGGACGCCGACGGCAACCCCCCUCACGCCGCCGACCGCGACCGCUCCUCCUCCUCCGACCACCUCGGGCGCCAUCGCCACGGCAACCGCUACCCCUACCCGCCCAUGCGAGCGGUCACGGCCGGCUACUGGCCCGAGUCGGCGCUGCUGGACAUGCACCGGCCGCGCGAGACGCUGGCCAGCACGGCCGACUACCAGAGCCGCUGGCCGGCCGGCGGCUUCCUGGUGACCUCGGCGCCCUCGGGCCUCUCCACGCCGGACGAGGCCCACACCACGCCCAGGUACUUCACCGCCGCCGCCGACUACGACGACGACGACUCCACCGAGGCCGUCCUCACCACCAGCACACGGAAGACCACCACGCUCCGCACGCGCAGCGUCAACAAGAGCAACCGGGGAAAGGUCCACAACGCCGGCCGCCGACCACAAGCCUCGCUCUCCAGCGCGCUGACCGCUAUGGGCUCACUCCUACCCGUGUUGGCAAUGGGACUUUGAACGUGGG